This is a messenger RNA of Choloepus didactylus (southern two-toed sloth), 1434 nucleotides long. RefSeq names its product syntenin-1. The transcript has a single exon. Gene Ontology annotation, molecular function: syndecan binding. The record is from RefSeq and is a predicted model, not a curated record. Bases 68 to 961 code for a protein of 297 amino acids. Gene Ontology annotation, cellular component: cytoplasm; plasma membrane. Gene Ontology annotation, biological process: positive regulation of transforming growth factor beta receptor signaling pathway. NCBI's taxonomy places the organism in Eukaryota, Metazoa, Chordata, Mammalia, Pilosa, Megalonychidae.
UUUCAGAAGUCCGUCCUGGGAGGAGGUGGUGGCGAGCGGUUCUGCGGCCCAGAAAAAUCCUGCAAAAAUGUCUCUGUAUCCAUCUCUUGAAGACCUGAAAGUAGACAAAGUAAUUCAGGCUCAAGCUGCCUUUUCUGCAAACCCUGCCAACCCAGCAAUUUUGUCAGAAGCUUCUGCUCCCAUUGCUCAAGAUGGAAGUCUCUAUCCUAAACUGUAUCCGGAGCUCUCUCAGUACAUGGGCCUGAGUCUAAAUGAAGACGAAGUACGUGCAAAUAUGGUCAUGGUCCUUGGAGAACCAGUGCAGGGGUUGGUUGUAAGACCUUCCAGUGUGAACUAUAUGGUGGCUCCUGUAACUGGUAAUGAUGUUGGAAUUCGAAGAGCAGAAAUUAAGCAAGGGAUUCGUGAAGUUAUUUUGUGUAAGGAUCAAGAUGGAAAAAUUGGCCUCAGACUUAAAUCAGUAGAUAAUGGUGUAUUUAUCCAGCUAGUCCAAGCUAAUUCUCCAGCAUCAUUGGUUGGUCUGAGAUUUGGGGAUCAAGUACUCCAGAUUAACGGUGAAAACUGUGCAGGCUGGAGCUCUGAUAAAGCACACAAAGUGCUCAAACAGGCUUUUGGAGAAAAGAUUACUAUGACUAUUCGUGACAGGCCCUUUGAACGGACUAUUACCAUGCAUAAGGAUAGUUCUGGACAUGUUGGCUUUAUAUUCAAAAAUGGAAAAAUAACAUCCAUAGUGAAAGACAGCUCUGCAGCCAGAAACGGUCUUCUCACAGAACACAACAUCUGUGAAAUCAAUGGACAGAACGUCAUUGGUUUGAAGGACUCUCAAACUGCAGACAUACUCUCAACAUCUGGGACUGUAGUUACUAUUACAAUCAUGCCAGCUUUUAUCUUUGAACAUAUUAUUAAACGGAUGGCACCAAGCAUUAUGAAAAGCCUGAUGGAUCACACCAUUCCUGAAGUUUAAAGGUCAAGUCAUAAUGGAAACUUAGCUGAACUACUCCACUGCAGUUUACUUCUUCAGCAACUUCUGUAUUAUGCACAUAAAGCUUUCCAGGAGCCAAGGAGCAUAUGCUGCAUGGAGAUCUCUCUGUCUUACAUAUGGCUGGGAAUCUUACUGUAAGAUCUGAUAUCUUGUUCAUACUUCAAGAUAGUUGUAGCCUUAUCCUGGUUUUACAGAUGUGAAACUUUCAAAAGAUGUACAGACUUUCAUAGAAUAGUUUAUCUACUGGAAACUUGAUGCUUUGUACAAGCCAUUAAGAUGAUGAUAGGCUCUUCCUUUUGUGUUCGAACCAGUCACCUUUAUAUAGUGAGUCCUGAUCCUAUUACUUUAUACUUUAUUUCUGUGUUGCCAUAUUAUACUUAGAAUGAUUGCCUUUGAUAAUUUUUUUCCUAGUUCUGUUUAUCUGGGUAUGUGUGUGUUUGUAAGACGCUAAUUAA